AUGGAUAUCCUUUGUGAAGAAAAUAUUUCUUUGAGCUCAACUCCGAACUCCUUAAUGCAAUUAAAUGAUGACUUUAAUUCCGGAGAAGCUAACACUUCUGAUGCAUUUAACUGGACAGUAGAUUCUGAAAAUCGAACCAACCUUUCCUGCGAGGGGUACUUCCCACCAACGUGUUUCUCCAUACUCCAUCUGCAGGAAAAAAACUGGUCUGCUUUAUUGACAGCUGUAGUGAUUAUUCUAACCAUUGCUGGAAACAUACUCGUCAUCAUGGCAGUGUCCCUAGAGAAAAAGCUGCAGAACGCCACCAACUAUUUCCUGAUGUCACUUGCCAUAGCUGAUAUGCUGCUGGGCUUCCUUGUCAUGCCCGUGUCUAUGCUAACCAUCCUGUAUGGGUACAGGUGGCCUCUGCCUAGCAAGCUCUGUGCAGUCUGGAUUUACCUAGACGUGCUCUUCUCCACGGCCUCCAUCAUGCACCUCUGUGCCAUCUCACUAGACCGCUAUGUUGCCAUCCAAAAUCCCAUCCACCACAGCCGCUUCAACUCCAGAACUAAGGCAUUUCUGAAAAUAAUUGCUGUUUGGACCAUAUCUGUAGGUAUAUCCAUGCCAAUCCCAGUCUUUGGGCUGCAGGAUGACUCCAAGGUCUUUAAGGAGGGAAGCUGCCUACUUGCAGAUGAUAACUUUGUCCUGAUUGGCUCCUUUGUGUCAUUUUUCAUCCCCUUAACCAUCAUGGUGAUCACCUAUUUUUUAACUAUCAAAUCACUUCAGAAAGAAGCUACUUUGUGUGUGAGUGAUCUCGGCAUGCGGGCCAAGUUAGCUUCUUUCAGCUUCCUCCCUCAAAGUUCCCUGUCUUCAGAAAAGCUCUUCCAGAGGUCUAUCCACAGGGAGCCUGGGGCCUAUGCAGGCAGGAGGACUAUGCAGUCCAUCAGCAACGAGCAAAAAGCUUGCAAGGUGCUGGGCAUCGUCUUCUUUCUGUUUGUGGUGAUGUGGUGCCCAUUCUUCAUCACGAACAUCAUGGCUGUCAUGUGCAAAGAGUCUUGCAACGAAGAUGUCAUCGGAGCCCUACUCAAUGUGUUCGUGUGGAUCGGUUACCUCUCUUCAGCCGUCAACCCACUCGUCUACACACUGUUCAAUAAAACCUACAGGUCUGCCUUUUCACGGUACAUUCAGUGUCAGUACAAAGAAAACAAAAAACCAUUGCAAUUAAUUUUAGUGAACACUAUACCGGCAUUGGCCUAUAAGUCUAGUCAACUCCAAGCAGGACAGAAAAAGAAUUCAAAGAAAGAUGUCCAGACAACAGAUAAGGACUGCUCCAUGGUUGCUCUAGGAAAACAACAUUCAGAAGAUACUUGUACGGACAUCGACACCGCGAAUGAAAAGGUUAGCUGUGUGUGAUAGACUGGUUGUCAUGGCAACCGAGGAGCACAAGCUGAACAAGUUUCCCCCUACUGGGGGGAAAAAUAGAAUGACUGGAAAAAAAUAAGCCAGUCUAGUGGAACCAACAAUAAUAUCUACAUGCCUCAUCACAUUGUGUCAAUGAAAAGCAGGGCUAAAUGCCACAAAAUGUGCACUUGGAAAAUGUUCUCCUGGCAUUUCAGCUGUGAGCUUUAUGAUAGUUUUAACAUUGUCAAUGAUGUCUUUAAAAUAAUUAGCUUUUACUGUACAAUUAUAAUGAGGCCCUAAAUAACUCUAAACUGACUUUUAUGAUCAAAUAGAAACCUUGCUGCUAUGUUG
Molecule: messenger RNA, 1731 nt
Organism: Castor canadensis (American beaver)
Lineage: Eukaryota; Metazoa; Chordata; Mammalia; Rodentia; Castoridae
Gene: Htr2a
Product: 5-hydroxytryptamine receptor 2A
Biological process (GO): response to xenobiotic stimulus; G protein-coupled receptor signaling pathway, coupled to cyclic nucleotide second messenger; phospholipase C-activating serotonin receptor signaling pathway
Cellular component (GO): plasma membrane; dendrite
Molecular function (GO): G protein-coupled serotonin receptor activity; neurotransmitter receptor activity
Source: RefSeq, a predicted model, not a curated record